Papaver somniferum (opium poppy) is the source of this 516-nucleotide messenger RNA. Its product is annotated as 20 kDa chaperonin, chloroplastic-like. Bases 1 to 516 code for a protein of 171 amino acids. The record is from RefSeq and is a predicted model, not a curated record. The transcript is spliced from 5 exons. Gene Ontology annotation, cellular component: mitochondrial matrix; chloroplast. Gene Ontology annotation, molecular function: ATP binding; protein folding chaperone; protein-folding chaperone binding. NCBI's taxonomy places the organism in Eukaryota, Viridiplantae, Streptophyta, Magnoliopsida, Ranunculales, Papaveraceae.
AUGGGGUUUAACUGUAAUUCACCAUCCAUCUUGAUUUCAAUUCCUUCUUCUCUGGUGCUUGUUGUAACCAAGACAGUAGAGCAGAAGACCACAGGUGGUAUUCAGUCGCCUUCUACCGCUCAGACUAAGCCACAAGGAAGUGAGCUCCUUUCUAUUGAGAAGGUUAAGACCGUCGGGAAGGCCCAAGUCGAUGUUAGUGUGAAGACUGGUGCUCAAAUCAUUUACUCCAAAUAUGCCGGAACUGAAGUGGACUUGAAUGGAGUAAGCCAUCUUUUAUUGAAUGACGAUGGCAUUGUUGGUAUUCUCGAGACCGAAGAUGUCAAGGAUUUUAAGCCCCUGAGCGAACACGUGUUGAUUAACGUUGAGGAGGCCGAGAAGGAAACUGCUGGUGGGUUACUUCUAACAGAGGAUAGCAAGGAGAAGCCCUCCAUUGGAACGGUAAUUCUCUUGGGGACUGGUCAUCUAAACGAACAACAUCAUAGUAUAAAGGAUUAUCGAAGAAAAUCUCUAUCAUAG